AUGGUGAGCCUGGGCUGCCGUCUGGUGGAUCCAAUGGGGAUACGUGAUCGGCUGGAGGAGAAGCACGUGUCGCGCAUAUUCAAGGGCCAUGGGGUGUGCUCGCCUUCGGUGGUGAUCAAGCUAAUCGAGAGGCGAGAUCUGGAAGCGUCGUGGUAUCUCAGGGGUGAUUGCCUGACCCUGCAGUGCACCAUCACGGUGCUCGAGGAAUUGCCGGUUGCAACCUUCCCGCCCAUGGAUGUGCACGUGACGGUGCCACCUUCGAACCUGCGCCAGAACCUCCUCGAACUCCUGCGUAGAGGGACUGGCGCCGACGUCUUGUUUCUUGUCUCCGGUGAGUCUUUUGCCGCGCACAGGAACAUACUCGCUUCGAGGUCUGCGGUUUUCAUGGCCGAGUUCUUUGGAGGGAUGAAGAAGUGCUCGCAGGUUGUGGAGGUCAAGGAUAUGGAGGCGGCAGUGUUCAAGGCCAUGCUUCACUUCAUCUACACCGAUGAAGCGCCUGAACUCGACCAGGAGAAAGGGGCCGUGACCGCGAUGGCUCAGCAUCUGCUUGCGGCUGCGGACAGGUACGCACUGGACAGGCUCAAGCUGAUUUGCCAGGUCAAGCUCUCUCGUGGCAUCUCCGUGCACACGGCAGCGACGACUCUCGCAUCAGCCGAGCAGCACAACUGUUCGCAGCUCAAGGCCAAAUGUGUCGAGUUCGAAAACACGACCUUAUCCCCUUCCCCCGAGUGGCGGUGGCGGCGGAUCUACCAUCCUUCUUUGGCGGACGGGCGGCUACUGGUGGUCUCUGGUCGGUCAGUGCCAAUAUAA
Molecule: messenger RNA, 810 nt
Organism: Triticum urartu
Lineage: Eukaryota; Viridiplantae; Streptophyta; Magnoliopsida; Poales; Poaceae
Product: BTB/POZ and MATH domain-containing protein 1-like
Biological process (GO): protein ubiquitination
Molecular function (GO): protein binding
Source: RefSeq, a predicted model, not a curated record